AUGUUGUUCGAUCAUAUCGCUGCACCUCUCUUAGAUGAUUUCGACUUCGAUGGCAAAAACGAAACGAACAUAGACAUAUUCAACAGCAAACUCAAAGAUGCUUUUCAUCAACGUGCUUAUAAUUGUUGGAUUGCAGCUUUUCUUUACGUUGGUCUCUUAGUCUUUGCUGGCGUUCAAUUUAUGACGAAUAUGAAGAAAUCUUCUCGAACAAAUGUUCCUACUUCGAUCACAUCGCCAUUCGCUGGGGUAACAACCGAACAAAAUGGUUUUAAUUCGCAACACGGCAUUCAGUUCACUAAUGAUCACAGUGAAACAUAA
This is a messenger RNA of Adineta ricciae, 318 nucleotides long. Lineage: Eukaryota; Metazoa; Rotifera; Eurotatoria; Adinetida; Adinetidae. The record is from the annotation of a GenBank genome assembly.